Molecule: messenger RNA, 6603 nt
Organism: Mugil cephalus (flathead mullet)
Lineage: Eukaryota; Metazoa; Chordata; Actinopteri; Mugiliformes; Mugilidae
Gene: odad2
Product: outer dynein arm docking complex subunit 2
Exons: 42
Coding region: 523-5736 (1737 amino acids)
Molecular function (GO): protein binding
Source: RefSeq, a predicted model, not a curated record
CGGUCUCUAUGGUGAAAGCCCUGUGCGGCGCUGAUCUCAGACCAGCGUUACUUUCUGACAUGUCCACGAUACUAACGUCGUGUGAUUUCUUUUAAACAGCUCCCAGGUCAGCACCUUGACAAGACCUCUUUAUCCCUUCUCGGAGAGUGGCACGGCCGAGGCGUAACGUUUUUGAAAGCUUGUGCUCAAGUCAACGUAGAGAGCCGUAUACGGGAUGUGUUAAAUAAAAAAAAAGAACGCGGUUGCUAAAGGAACUGAAACGCUGUUCUCGGAAGAAAGUGGAGAGCAAAAUAAGCGCAAAGUUUUUGUCGAAGGAGUCGCUGGAGUAGCUUUUCUUUCUCUGUGACCCGAAACAGACCAUUCAACUCCCUCCGACCUCCGAUGCAAAGGCUCCAUGACAUAAAGCCCUUCCUCGGAUUCAGCCGGUCCCCUGAGGAUUCAACUCGGUGGAGCUCGCCACUCUGACACCCCGCUGCCAUUUUCCACAGCCUGAGGGGAACCAGGAAGCAGCCGGCAGGAGACAUGCCUGCCCUGGCCACUGGAGCCGGCCACGAGCCAGGUCUCUAUGAGCUGCUGGCAGCUCUACCAUCCCAGUUGCAGCCUCAUGUCAGUCGCCCAGAGGACAACACCUUCCUUCAGGACAUGUUUGGAGAGAGAAGCCUCCACUCUCUUGUCAAGAUCCAUGAACGGCUGCAGCACUAUGAAGAGAGCAAACCUGUCGCCGUCCUGGACAGCGCCGCUGCUCUGGCACAUCAAUUGUCCAAGGAACUGGAAGGGAAAUCGAGCAAUGGAGAAAUCCAAGAACUGCUGAAAAUACUGGAAAAACCCUAUGUUAAGAGCCUUCUGUCCGUCCAUGACACAGUUGCCCAGAAGAGUUACGAUCCUGAACUACCUCCACUGCCUGAAGACAUAAGUGACAACGAGGAUUCUGUGAAAAUAAUAAGACUGGUCAAAAAUAAGGAGCCUCUUGGAGCAACAAUAAGACGUGAUGACCACACUGGAGCCAUCCUCGUGGCCCGGAUCAUGAGAGGAGGGGCAGCGGACAGAAGCGGACUGAUUCAUGUUGGGGAUGAACUGAAGGAGGUCAAUGGAAUCCCUGUGGAUGACAAGAAACCAGAGGAAAUCAUUCGUAUUCUGGCCCAGUCGCAAGGAGCCAUUACUUUUAAAGUGGUCCCUGGUGUAAAGGAGGAGGCGUCGACCAAGGAGCCAAAGGUGUUCAUGAAGGCACUCUUUGACUACGACCCUAAAGACGACAAAGCCAUCCCAUGUAAGGAGGCUGGACUGGCCUUCAAGAAGGGCUCCAUCCUUCAGAUAAUGAGCCAAGAUGAUCCAACCUGGUGGCAAGCCAAACACGAGGGGGACACCAAUCCACGUGCUGGCCUAAUCCCGUCCAAACAGUUCCAGGAGAGGAGAUUCGCAUUGCGACGAUCUGCUGCAACCCUCCCGUUCCAGCGGACCUCUAGCAGACGAUCAUUCUCAGUGGAUGAAGCACCGACAUGUGCCACCGAUUGUGUUUCUCUAGAUGAUGUGGAGGUAGAAUUUGAGGACGCCGACUAUAGUGGUGGAUUCCACGUAGCUGGAUUCAGGAGAAGCUUCCGCCUCAGCCGGAAAGACAAGAAGACCAACAAGUCCAUGUACGAGAGCAAGAAGAGCGAAAUGUACGACAUGGCCGACGUGCCCACGUACGAGGAGGUCACGGCGUACUGCAGGCAGAGUGGAGCUAAACACCGGCUGGUGGUCCUUGUUGGACCAACAGGCGUGGGCAUGAAUGAACUCAAGAGGAAACUGUUGAUCUCUGACCCCCAACACUUCAGCGUGACCAUCCCACACACCAGUCGGCCCAAGAGGAACCAAGAGACCGACGGCGUGGAGUACCACUUCAUCUCUAAACGUCUCUUCGAGACGGACAUCCACAACAACAAGUUCAUUGAGUAUGGGGAGUACAAAGGGAACUACUACGGGACGAGUCUGGACUCGAUACGCUCCGUCCUCUCCAAGAACAAAGUGUGCUUACUGGACGUCCAGCCUCAUAUAAUCAAACAUCUGCGGACGUCAGAGUUCAAACCCUUCAUUGUGUUUGUGAAGCCUCCGACGAUCGAGAGACUGAGGGAGACCAGGAAGAGCGCCAAAGUCAUAUCAGGCAAAGACGACACAGUCACCACCAAACCAUUCACGGAGGAAGACUUCCAGGAGAUGGUGAGCAACGCCCAGAUAAUGGAGACUCAGUACGGGCAUCUGUUUGAGAAGGUCAUAGUCAACGAUGACCUGUCGGCGGCUUUCAGCGAGCUGCGGUUGGCACUGAAGAAAGUGGAGACGGAGACUCACUGGGUUCCAGUCAACUGGACUCACUCUGCUCACUUUGAGCACAUGAAGCACUUUGAGGAGGGAGGGGGAGUGGGGGUUACAUCCAAGGCGGAUAAGGACGCGGUAGUGACGGACAUUCCGCUUUUGCCUCGCGGCAUCUUGACGUGCCGUCAGCCGGCACCUCAAGGAGCCCACGCCAAUGUCAGCGUGAUGAAUAUUCCAGGAUUUGUGAUGGGGAUUUCACUGACCAGGGCAGCCCAAUGGACCACGUCCAGCUCCGGUACUGGCAAACUGGAGUUCACCCCGAUGAAUGAGUCCUUGUUGAAAGAAAUCCUGUGCUUUGUGGAGCAGUUCGGUUCCCAACACCCACAGGAGGCUGAGCAUGUGUUUGAGGAGCCACUCCGGUGGAGUACCACUCUAGUGGCAUCUGAUUUCAAAACAGACUAUGACGUCAGUGACUCAGCUGUCCAGUCCAAUGAAAAAGAUAGUGAAGGACAUCCACUGUUGCAGCUCUUUCCUCCAACUGUUCAUGUACGCAACUUCAGUAAGCUCUAUGAACUAGUUCAUCUGGCAAAUGAUAAGAAGUUUGAGGAAGUUCGGGCUUGUCUAGAAGAAAAUCGAGACGUCUUGGUUAAGAUUCUUGGUAGGAGCUUUGCCACUGUCUUGGAGAAAGAAUACGCCCAAGACGCAGAUGUACUGAGUCUGGUGGAAAAAGUGAAAGAGGAAGACUCAUCCAAGGACUCAGAGGUCAAGGUCAAGCUGUUGCUCUUGCUCCAAAACAUGGAUAAACAGAUGCUCAGCAAGCUUCUCAAACAUGUAUCAGAACAAGUCAGGCUCGACCCCACCACAGUGAUGAAUGAAGUGGAAAGGCUGAAACGGUCCUGCAGUGGAGGGGAAAAGAGGGUGUUGAAGUCGCUUCGAUACACAUCAGAUUUUAAAUUCUCUAAUGGCUGUCGCAGCCCUCCGUGGAGACAGGUGCUUGGUGAGAUUUGUUACCUUGUGAUUGAGCUCUGUGAUGCUGAGACCCUCUACAUCACCUGCAGCACUGCUGGAGUUUUUCUUAAUGGGGGCAUAAAACAGGAGGGGGCGGAGAGUGGCUACGAGCGAACAAGUGAUGUGUACGAAGACCUGGUAACACUUCUGAAGGCCACAUCUCCGUAUUUUGCUGAGAAUAUAAACAAACAGGAUUUUGCAGUUCAAAACCUUCCAUCAACACAAGAGAUUCAGCAUGUGGAAUCGGUUGAUGGAGAGGAACAAGGCCAGCCCCAGAGGUCUUACGGGGAACAGGAAAAGAAUGUGCACGAAAAGGCGAGACAACAGCAUACGCUGAACAAGGCGGGCGGCGAGAAGAAAUAUGAGCCAUGUCCGAGAUGGAAGAAUCUUGGUCUCUUGUCUGCAUGUGGUAAACCAGAGGAAAGGAAACCCAGAAAGAGCUCUGCAGAGGAGAAGAAAAAGCUGAGACCAGGAGCCAAGAGCAAGAUGAAAGCAGAAUUCUCUUCAUCUUCUUUACCGGGACGCCUAUCAUCCCAGAAAAUUAAGUCCUCAGCAGGAGCCAUGCCAGUGGAACCUUUCAGCGAGAGUUCCACUGAAAGUGAGGAGGAAGAGGAGCAGCCAGAGCGCCGUCCUGAGAGCAACACAGACCUGCCUUCAGAAUACUGGCAGAUCCAGAAGCUGGUCAAGUACCUCAAGGGAGGCGACCAGACAGCCACUGUGCUCACUCUCUGCGCCAUGAUGGAGUUUAAUUUGAUGCAGGAGACGUGCCAACUGGCCAUCCGGGAUGUAGGUGGCCUUGAAGUCCUUAUUAACUUGCUGGAUACAGAUGAAGUCAAAUGCAAAAUCGGCUCUCUAAAAAUCCUGGGAAAGAUCAGCCACAACUUGCAAAUCCGUCGGACCAUAGUUGACAUGGGAGGCCUUCAGAGCAUCGUGAAGAUUCUGGACUCACCAGUCAGGGACCUCAAGGCAUUGGCUGCCGAGACCAUCGCUAAUGUGGCCAAGUUCCGUCGAGCAAGAAGAACAGUCAGGCAAUAUGGUGGCAUCAAGAAACUUGUAAAGCUACUGGACUGUGUCCCUAAUUUAGCCACCCUGACUGCAAACCAGGAGAAGGAAGUGGAGGUGGCCCGCUGUGGGGCCCUAGCACUGUGGAGCUGCAGCAGGACUACCAAGAACAAGGAGGCCAUUCGUAAGGCCGGGGGCAUCCCUCUGCUGGGACUCCUGCUCAAGUCUCCGCAUGAGAACAUGCUUAUCCCUGUGGUGGGCACGCUGCAGGAAUGUGCCUCAGAGGAAAGCUACAGGAUUGCCAUUCAGACCGAAGGCAUGAUCAAGGAUUUGGUUAAAAACCUAAGUAGUGACAACGAUGAACUUCAAAUGCACUGCGCUAGUGCCAUCUUCAAGUGCGCAGAGGACAAGCAAACUCGUGACCUAGUGCGCAAAUACAAAGGUCUGCAGCCACUGGUUUCACUGCUGAAAAAAGCAGACAACAAGCAGCUCCUGGCCGCUGCCACUGGGGCCAUUUGGAAGUGUUCCAUCAGCAUGGAGAAUGUGACUAAGUUUCAGGAGGACAAAGCCCUGGAGACUCUGGUUAGUCUUCUAAAAGAUCAGCCUGAAGAAGUGUUGGUCAAUGUAGUGGGAGCCCUGGGAGAAUUUGCCCAGAUACCCACCAACAAGGCUACCAUCCGCAAAUGUGGAGGCAUCAAGCCUCUAGUUAACCUGCUGACUGGAACAAACCAGGCACUGCUUGUGAAUGUAACCAGGGCAGUGGGUGCCUGUGCCACAGAUAAGGAUAACAUGGCAAUCAUUGACCAGCUUGAUGGAGUCCGCCUGGUGUGGUCACUGCUAAAAAAUCCCAGUGCAGAUGUUCAAUCUAGUGCUGCAUGGGCCCUUUGUCCGUGCAUUCAAAAUGCAAAGGACGCAGGGGAAAUGGUGCGCUCCCUCGUUGGUGGAUUGGAACUGAUUGUUAAUUUGCUGAAGUCAACAAACAACGAGGUGCUGGCAAGCAUUUGCGCUGCCAUCGCCAAAAUAGCCAAAGACAAGGAGAACCUGGCAGUCCUCACCGAUCACGGCGUUGUCCCGUUGCUGGCCAAGCUGACUAACACAGCUGAUGACAGGCUCCGUCGCCACCUGGCUGAGGCCAUUGGCCACUGCUGCAUGUGGAGCAGCAAUCGGGCGUCCUUCGGUGAUGCUGGCGCCGUGGCCCCACUGGUGUGUUACCUUAGGUCGAAAGACAAGUCAGUCCACCAGAGCACGGCCAUGGCUCUGUACCAGCUGUCCAAGGACCCCAACAAUUGCAUCACCAUGCACAAGAAAGGAGUGGUCAAGCCUCUAAUCCACAUCAUGGGCUCUGAUGUCGAGGAGCUCCAGGAGGCCGCUGCAGGCUGUGUGCGCAACAUCCGACUGCUGGCUCUGGCUAAUGGGAAGGCACGUUUGUUGAACUGACAAUCACCCAAAACAGCACCACCCCCUGAAACCUACUAGGGACUGUACACAAGUGAUCAGGGUGGGGAUCUGAACCCAAAGUUUGACUUUUCAAAUACCAAGACCUUCUCCAGGGUUAUUAUUAUGAGUUUUGGACCAGACGCUUUACUUAAAAAACACCCUUCCCCCUCUAACGGCUCAACUGUUGUGAAUGGAGCAACAAUUCUUCAAAAGACCAAAUUAGACAUCGGGUUAACAUUUGCCAAAAUAAUGUUAAACACAACAUGUAGUGUGUGCUUACAGCCAGUCCGGCUUUAUUUUAGGUCAUUACAGUUAUUACUCUCGUCUCCGCUGAAUAAAGAAGCAGUCCGUUCUUUGGCUCUGCGGCUGUUUAGGGGGUUCUGAUUCAAACUAUUUAAACAUGAUGCAUGUUGAAGUUAUUCCAACAUGCAUCAUAUUAUAGCUGUAGAUAUUUAAACUUUCUGUUGUUCUGUAACAUUACAAAACAGGUGCUCUCAUUACAGACUAUAAUCCACAUCUACUAGUUCCAAAAGCUGCAAAGCUCCUCUAUGUAAUACAAAAGACCAUCUGACAAAACAAUCAGUUUAAUCUCUAUUCAGCAAAAUCUAAACAUACACAAUCCCCCGUCUCCUUUUUUCCAGGCCCAUCUCCCGCUCUAAUAAUUUUUGUACAGUCCCUUACCAGUACUGGCUAUAGCAGCACUGGCAAAUAUUUACCUUCACAUCCAUCUCGUGGAGUUUCUUAAGUGUUUGAAAAGUGUUUCAGAUUGCGCCCUGUAUGAGAGAUGUGUCUCUGAAUGUAAGUGUUUAAAUGUGUUGUAUCAAAAUAUCUGACAACAGUUUCAAAUUAAAUGUUUUAUCUUGAUUG